Molecule: messenger RNA, 1203 nt
Organism: Coprinopsis cinerea okayama7#130
Lineage: Eukaryota; Fungi; Basidiomycota; Agaricomycetes; Agaricales; Psathyrellaceae
Exons: 6
Coding region: 1-1203 (400 amino acids)
Source: RefSeq, a predicted model, not a curated record
AUGACCGUCACUUACUCCAACUCAGCGGACUCCGCAAACAUCGAACUCAUCUUUUUAGGGACAGGCACCUCGAGUAGCCUUCCUCAGAUUGCAUGCAUAACUCGUCCACCGGACGACCCCAAACCCCCUUGUCGGACAUGCCUGUCAACACUGACACCAGCGGGCAGGAGGAAUAUCAGGCGGAAUACCAGUGCAGCUCUGCGGGUGAAGGGAAGGGAUGGACAACCUGUGACCAUUGUGAUCGACGUUGGAAAGAACUUCCAAGCCGCAGCGCUGGAAUGGUUUCCGAAAUAUGGCCUGCGCAAAAUUGACGCAUUGCUAAUAACGCAUGCGCACGCUGAUGCCAUGAAUGGGCUUGAUGAUCUCCGGGCCUGGACACUAAGAGGCGCCAUACAGAGCCACAUCGACGUCUACGUCUCUGCGGACACAUUUUCCGAAGUGAAACGUUCCUUUCCCUACCUCGUAUCUAAAGAAUUUGCCUCUGGUGGCGGCGAUGUCCCUGAAUUCCAAUGGCACAUAAUCCAGGACCAAGUCCCAUUCGAGAUUGGAGACACCGGAAUUAGGGUCGUUCCAUUUGCAGUGCACCACGGUCGACUUUUUACUACAUCCACUUCAAACGUCUGCGAACAUCCUACACCUCCAGCUGCGAAGCCUGUCCCUCUGGCUGAUUCACCACCCCUCCGCGUGGCUUCGCUCAGUCGCCCAGACAAAGAAGUCAUCGAGAAUAAUCGCGCUGGCAGCGAAGUAACUCGAGAAACCGUUUACCCGUAUCUGUCAUUUGGAUACAAGAUACAGGAGAGGCUUGUUUAUAUCUCCGACGUUUCUCAUAUUCCUGAGCACGUGUGGCCGCUUCUUGAGCCAAAGGCAGACGGUCAGCGGCUCGCGGUGACAGUUCUCGACUGCUUGAGGCUGGGUCCUCAUACUUCUCACUUUGGGCUAGAAGAUUCUCUCAAAAUGGCGAGACGAAUUAAUGCGACUAGAACAUACCUCACAGGCUUUGGGCACGAGGUAUCUCAUGACGAGUAUGUUCGACUGGGUGAAAUCAUUGGUGGAACUUCGUUCAAUCUGGAAGAGCUCAGUGAUUGUGAAAGACGUGGAGUAGGGCUUAUUGGCAGCGAGCGGGGGCUAUGGGUUCGACCGUCGCAUGACGGAUUGCGGGUGUUCGUUGGGGAGGAAGGGGACGUGAGGGACGAGAGCUAUUAA